Messenger RNA from Hibiscus syriacus, 477 nucleotides. RefSeq lists its product as uncharacterized. NCBI's taxonomy places the organism in Eukaryota, Viridiplantae, Streptophyta, Magnoliopsida, Malvales, Malvaceae. The coding region runs from base 1 to 477 and encodes 158 amino acids. The transcript has a single exon. The record is from RefSeq and is a predicted model, not a curated record.
AUGGGUUUGAUAGACAAUUCGCCGACGAUCUUAAUCCCUUUGCUGCUUCAAAAUUUGGUAUCUCAUGAACUGAUUUACGCCGAUAAAUCUCUUUUCUACUUAUCGGAAAAGUACAAGCUGCCUAAAGUAAUCCGUUACCUCAUCGUCACUUGUUUUCUAUUCUUUCUAAAGUUCGUCCCUUCGAAUUUGAUGUCACUACAAGGCGGUGAUUACUCGUUUAAGCUCCGGAAAACCGACGUUUCAGCCGUCGCAGGGGCGCUGUCGCAGGCGCUGUUGAGUGUUAAUGACAUUCCAGUGAGCUCGAGAAAGUAUGAGGUUGUUUGGUCGUUGGCGGAAAGGCUUGUCGAGGAGAAUAAUGGAGAAGGCAUUGAGGCUUUACGUGAAGUUAAUCGUGUGGUUUUGUUGUCGGCUUUUUCGAGGACAAUUUGUCGACUCGAAGCUGCAAUGACGGAAUUGGGGUCCGAUAGGGUGGUUUAG